AUGCUCAGGCUGAGUCGUGUUCACGAUGCAUCGAGGUUGCCUUCUUUACUGUCGACAACCAGCCCAGACUUUGUUGAAAAGGCGGAAGCAAUGGAUGCGCUGGUUUCGAAGUAUGAAGAAUUAGUUGGCGCCGCCCGUGAGGGAGGCGGAGCAAAAGCCCAAGAAAGAAUGCGCUCGAAAGGGAAGAAGACACCACGAGAGAGAAUCGCCUUGUUGCUCGACCCACAUUCGCCAUUCUUGGAAUUGUCAUCGCUGGCAGCGUAUGAUCUAUACGACAACAGCGUCCCUGGGGCUGGCAUAAUUACUGGGAUAGGGAGAAUCAACGGUCGAGAAUGUGUAAUUGUUUGCAAUGACGCCACGGUGAAGGGCGGAAGUUAUUUUCCUAUGACAGUCAAGAAACACUUGCGAGCCCAGGAAAUUGCCAUGCAAAAUGGGCUACCCUGCGUUUAUCUCGUCGAAUCUGGGGGUGCGGCGUUGCCCCAUCAAGCAAGCGUCUUUCCUGAUCGAGAGCACUUUGGACGCAUCUUCUAUAAUAUGGCCCAAAUGAGUAGGAUGGGAAUUCCACAGAUCAGUGUUGUUCAUGGAAUUAGUGUCGCUGGUGGUGCAUAUGUCCCCGCCAUGGCCGAUGAAAACAUCAUAGUUCGGCAACAAGGCCGAAUCUUCUUAGCUGGUCCACCCCUUGUAAAAGCAGCAACCGGAGAAGUUGUUGACGAUGAAACGCUUGGGGGUGGCGACAUGCAUUCUUCUGAAUCAGGUGUCACUGAUCAUCUUGCGCGCGACGAUGCGCAUGCUAUUGAAAUAGCUCGAGCAUGCAUUGCUGAUCUCGGAAAUGGAGGCUGGGUUGCCAAUCCACCUCUCAAGGUGCCAGAGGAGCCCCUAUAUUCUGCUCGUGAUCUUCAUGGGAUUGUUGGCACAGAUGUGCGUCAAGGAUUUGAUAUGCGAGAUGUCAUUGCCAGGAUCGUAGAUGGUUCGAGCUUCCGUGAAUUUAAGAAAGAAUACGGUCCCACCAUCCUUACGGGGUUCGCGCAUAUUCAUGGCUAUCCCGUUGGGAUCAUAGCCAACAAUGGGAUUUUGUUUUCGCCUUCUGCAUUGAAGGCGACCCAUUUCAUCGAGUUGUGCUCUCAGCGGAAAAUCCCGCUUCUGUUCCUGGUUAAUGUUACUGGGUAUAUGGUCGGCUCAAAGGCGGAGCGCGGUGGGAUAGCUAAGGACGGCGCGAAGAUGGUCCGAGCAGUUGCUUGUGUUGACGUGCCAAAGUUAACUGUGAUCGUCGGCGGAUCGUUUGGUGCUGGCAACUACGGGAUGUGCGGGCGUGCUUACUCUCCGCGAUUUCUGUGGAUGUGGCCUAACGCGAAGGUAUCUGUGAUGGGAUCCGGUCAACUAUCCGAGGUGAUGGCCACUGUAUCAAAGGACCCCGCACAACAUGCUUCACUAAAGGCUGAAAUUGAAGAUCAAUCCACGUCAUUGUAUGCGACUUCCCGAUUAUGGGAUGAUGGUAUCAUUCGCCCUCAAGACACUAGAGAUGUUGUUGGACUAGGCCUCGCUCUUGCGGCAAGAGAAAGGCGCCCAAGCUCGAACUCUGCCCAGUCUGGCACGGCUGAGGGAGCUUUUGGUGUAUUCCGCAUGUAA
This is a messenger RNA of Rhizoctonia solani, 1626 nucleotides long. Its product is annotated as 3-methylcrotonyl-CoA carboxylase beta subunit. Gene Ontology annotation, cellular component: mitochondrion; methylcrotonoyl-CoA carboxylase complex. Gene Ontology annotation, biological process: L-leucine catabolic process. Lineage: Eukaryota; Fungi; Basidiomycota; Agaricomycetes; Cantharellales; Ceratobasidiaceae. The coding region runs from base 1 to 1626 and encodes 541 amino acids. The record is from RefSeq and is a predicted model, not a curated record. The transcript has 15 exons. Gene Ontology annotation, molecular function: methylcrotonoyl-CoA carboxylase activity.